CCAAGGGGCGGGGACUCUGGAAAGCUAAAGGCCACUUCUCUGCAGACCUUGAAACAGACAGAACUGCACUCAGCCUCUUUCCUGCUUGCAGCUCCAGGGCACCGGGGGACCAUGGAUAUUGAAGCAUAUUUUGAAAGAAUUGGUUAUAAGAACUCUAGGAAGAAACUGAACUUGGAAACAUUAAAUGACAUUCUUCAGCACCAGAUUCGAACCAUUCCCUUUGAAAACCUUAGCAUGCAUUGUGGAGAAUCCAUGGAGCUAGACUUAAAGACCAUUUUUGAUCAAGUUGUGAGAAAGAACCGGGGUGGCUGGUGCCUCCAGGUCAAUCAUAUUCUAUACUGGGCUCUGACCACAAUGGGGUUUCAGACCACAAUGUUGGGCGGAUAUGUCUACAACCCCCCAGCCAAAAAAUACAGCAAUGGUAUGAUUCACCUCGUAGUACAGGUGACCAUCAGUGGCAGAAACUACAUUGUUGAUGCUGGCUUUGGAUGCUCCUACCAGAUGUGGGAGCCUCUAGAAUUAAUUUCUGGGAAGGAUCAACCUCAAGUGCCUGGCAUUUUCCGCUUGACAGAAGAAAAUGGAAUCUGGUAUUUGGACCAAAUCAGAAGAGAGCAGUUCAUUUCAAACCCAGAAUUUCUUAAUUCUCAUCUUCUAGAAAAGGAAAAGUAUCGGAAAAUCUAUUCCUUUACUCUGAAACCUCGAACAAUUGAAGAUUUUGAGUCAAUAAAUACUUACCUUCAGACAUCACCAACAUCUUUGUUUACAAGCAUAUCUCUCUGCUCCUUGCAGACACCUGAAGGAGUUCACUGCUUAGUGGGCUGGACCCUCACCUCUAGGAGAUUCAGUUAUAAGGACAACGUAGAUCGGGUGGAGUUUAAGACACUGAAGGAGGAAGAAAUAGAUGAAGUAUUAAAAACCAUAUUUGGUGUUUCAUUAGAAAGAAAACUCUUGCCCAAACAUGGUGAUCUAUUUUUUACUAUUUAGGGUAAGCAGCAGCAGUGGUCCUCCAUGUACUAUAUGUAAUUAAACCUUUGCAACAAAAGUUUGAAACAUGAAAAGUAUGAUUUGUGGAAAUAUAAGCCCUUGUGUAUUGGCUAUCAUGAUCACCAAUGAUCAAUGGA
Messenger RNA from Chinchilla lanigera (long-tailed chinchilla), 1121 nucleotides. RefSeq names its product arylamine N-acetyltransferase 2-like. The transcript is spliced from 2 exons. The coding region runs from base 112 to 984 and encodes 290 amino acids. Gene Ontology annotation, molecular function: acetyltransferase activity. Lineage: Eukaryota; Metazoa; Chordata; Mammalia; Rodentia; Chinchillidae. The record is from RefSeq and is a predicted model, not a curated record.